AUUGAAUCGUCGACUGUCAAACAGGCACAUCAUCAACGGCAACAUGAAGCUCUGUCUGUCUGUUCUUCUUGUUGCCCUCGUGGCCACCCUUCUCCACUCCAUCGAGUAUACAACUGGAAACAGUAUAUGUCCUCGAGAGAAUUGCCUCGAAUCGACGAAAUGCGACGACUUGAUAGUUGGUCAUACGUGUCCAAAAUCCAGUGAUGCGUGUUGCAGCAUAGUGAAAUGGGAGCACAGGACUCACUGCCGGCACUUCGGCGGCGAAUGCAUGGACUGGUGCAGCCAAAGCCUGCGUCAAACGGUCGUCGAUUGUCCAGCUGACAAAGUCUGCUGCACGUUGAUUUAAUCGAUCGAAAUAGUCAACCAAAUCUUCGGAACUUAGAUAUUAUAGAAAAUUAUUGGGCGAGGGCCAUAUAUCAAAAUGGAAGACAAUUCGCAAAUAUUGGUGAAUUUGAAAAAUGUGGAGGAAUGGGAAGAACUAAGCCAAAAAAUCAUAAAAAAUAUAAAUUUUUGCUCAAAGAAGGGCUGCCGUUAUUAAAUAUAAAGAAUUGUUUUUCACAAAAUGUACUGUCAUUUUGAUACCGCUAAACGUUACCAUAUUUUUCUUUUUCUUUUUAAUAAUACGCAAAAUAUAUUACUAUUGUUUAAUUUAUGCAUGUUGAUAAAAGCACUAUAGAAGAAUGCACGUAAGAAAGAUUUUGUAAUUUUUAGAGUGUGUAAUAAAAAAUUACUAUUACGAUCAUGUUGGUGAAAUGUAGGAGCAAUCCAAAAAUAUUUAUUGAGAUUAGAAAAUAUUUAAAAUAAGACGUAUAUGGAAUAAACGUUUACCGUUUAUCUUUAUUGAUCGCGAUUUUUCUGAUAAAAUAGUAAUUAAUGACACAACAUUCUAUGAUCUGCGAUCAAUAUCUAACGAACGAGCAAAUCGUCUUUAAGAGUACGGAACCAUCAUUUCUUUAUCUCUUUCUAGUAAUUGAUCUUUUAAUACAAAUAAUCAUCGACAAGUUUAAUAUCACGGAACGAAUAUGGGAGUUCAAGCAAGAACUUCGCUACUCUCAAGCAUGUCGUAUACGAUCCCUGAGAGAAUAGCUGUUAUGUGUAAAAGAUAGAACUAAUAUCCUA
This is a messenger RNA of Heterotrigona itama, 1119 nucleotides long. NCBI's taxonomy places the organism in Eukaryota, Metazoa, Arthropoda, Insecta, Hymenoptera, Apidae. The record is from the annotation of a GenBank genome assembly.